Messenger RNA from Phoenix dactylifera (date palm), 1319 nucleotides. Its product is annotated as Phospholipase A2 family protein. Gene Ontology annotation, biological process: arachidonate secretion; phospholipid metabolic process. The record is from RefSeq and is a predicted model, not a curated record. NCBI's taxonomy places the organism in Eukaryota, Viridiplantae, Streptophyta, Magnoliopsida, Arecales, Arecaceae. Gene Ontology annotation, molecular function: A2-type glycerophospholipase activity.
CGCGUGUGGAUGCGAUUCCUUCGGUCUUUCCCACAGUAUUUGACUCCCCUCGCAAACUUGAAAUGCAAGAAGAUCAAACCAAGUGUACGUUUCCUGCGGCUACAAAAGCUUUAUUGUAAUGGAGAGUCCUCUCCUGCUGCUUCUUGAGACUUCUUCCAACUCUUCUCCUUCCCAGCCAUUUACACCUUGAACUCAGGCAGCAACGCUUAAUCAAGAAUUGCUUUAUUUCUUUUCCCAGUUUGGAAGGGCUUGAUGGGGGGAAAACCCUUGUGGAUUCCUCCCGCAUUGGAUUUCUCCUUGUUGAAUAAAAUUAAAGUCUCUCCUCCUCUCAGGCUCCUCCCAAACACCUCCAACUUGGUCUCACAACCUGAACCCCAAUCCAACCCCAUCACACUCCCUCCACCGCCCCAACCAUCCCACCCCAACAACCCUUUACCCGUUCUCAUCACCUUCUUUGCCAAGUCCUUUCGAUCCAUCCUACAAUCCCCGCCCGCCGCCCCGCCCCGCCGUCCGAUUUCUCGAUCGGAGGCCGGGUGCUUGGUGCCGCUCUUUCGGCCCUAUGUUGCCAAGGAGCCAUGGCACGGAGGUGUGAGGGCCUUCCUGUCGCAGUUAUUCCCGCGUUAUGGCCAUUACUGUGGCCCGAAUUGGUCGAGCGGGAAGGACCGAGGCUCGAUGCUGUGGGAUCGGCGGCCUAUCGAUUGGCUCGAUUUCUGCUGCUACUGCCAUGAUAUUGGCUAUGACACGCAUGACCAGGCUAAGCUCCUCAAGGCGGACCUCACGUUCCUCGAGUGCUUGGAGAAGCCACGGAUGGCGACCAAGGGAGGAGCCCACGUCGCCCUUCUCUACAGAGCUAUGUGUAUUGCAGGGUUAAGGUACGUGCUCAUACCUUACAGGAUGCAGCUGUUGAGAUUAAAAGCUGGUCCAUCAUUCGUAGAGGUGGUUGGGAAUUUGAUGAGUAAAGCAACAAUGCCAGGAAAGAUUGCAACUGCAAACCAUAAAGAGAGGUUGUGAAUAUGUCUAACGUAACUCCACCCAGGCUGGUCUGGCAAAGCACAUCCUCUUACAAUCUGUCAAUUCAAUGGGUUGGUGAUAAGGAGCCCCACAGUUGGUUAUGAUCAUGGGUAUAGUUUCUUUCCAGAUUGCACAUAUUGUUAAUAUUUUUGCCUCUCAUGUUGUAGUUUAAAGAAAACUCAACUAGCUAAUGGACAAUACGAGUUAUUCGACUCAUAUGUAAAGGUACAUGGAGCUUGUUAUGAACCCUUUGGUAGAUUUCCAUGAGAUAACUUGAUAAUUCUAAUAUGGGCAUCUUCUCCAUUAAA